Messenger RNA from Erythranthe guttata (spotted monkey flower), 1639 nucleotides. Its product is annotated as Pectin lyase-like superfamily protein. NCBI's taxonomy places the organism in Eukaryota, Viridiplantae, Streptophyta, Magnoliopsida, Lamiales, Phrymaceae. Gene Ontology annotation, biological process: carbohydrate metabolic process. The record is from RefSeq and is a predicted model, not a curated record. Gene Ontology annotation, molecular function: polygalacturonase activity.
UCUCUCUCUCUCUCUCUCUCUCUCUCAUCACUUUCUCUCUCCUCCCCUGCUUUCCCUCCUCCCCUGUUUCUCAAGCCAAAAAAAACACCAGGCUGCAUUGUUCAGCCAGCUGUCACAAAUUCUCUGCAUUAAUAAAGCCUCCAAUGAAAAUACUACACUUCUUAUUACUAUCUCUACUCGUUACCACACUCGUGUUGUUUCAUAAAGCUAGCAAUGUAUACGCACGCCGCCAUCACCACAUUAGCAAUAAGCAAAAGAAUAACAAAACCCUAGCUCCACUAAUAUCACCAGUUUAUGCCCCGGCCCGAUCGCCCGAUUACGCGCCAUCUAUUCCGUCCGACCCGAGCUACGGACCGGCCGCGAACGACACAACUGCGACCAGCUGCAUUUUCGACGUGACGGAUUUCGGGGCCGUCGGAGACGGAGACACCGACGACACGGCCGCAUUCAAGUCCGCGUGGAAAGCUGCUUGCCAGGUGGAGAACGGCGUCGUUUUGGCGCCUAAUGAUUUUACUUUCGUGAUCACUUCUACUAUCUUUUCCGGGCCUUGCCAGCCCGGGCUUGUUUUUCAAGUGGAUGGGGUGCUGGCGACGCCCGACGGGCCGGAUUGUUGGCCGGAAUCGGAUAGCCAUAAGCAGUGGAUCGUGUUUUACCGGCUCGAUAAUAUGAGUUUCACCGGCACCGGCACUAUAGAAGGCAAUGGACAAAAGUGGUGGGAUCUUCCAUGCAAACCUCACAAGGGGCCUAAUGGAUCAACAUUGCCCGGACCAUGUGACAGCCCGGCGAUGAUUCGAUUUUUUAUGAGUUCGAACUUGGUGGUGAGUAGUUUGCGCAUACAAAAUAGCCCCCAAUUCCACAUGAAAUUCGACGGCUGCCAAGGUGUGACGAUCGACAAAUUAUCGAUUUUUUCGCCGAAGUUGAGCCCUAAUACCGAUGGCAUUCACAUCGAGAACACAAAAUCUGUUGGCAUUUACAACUCCCUCAUACACAAUGGGGAUGAUUGCAUCUCAAUAGGACAAGGGUGUGCCGAUGUCGAGAUAGAUGGCGUCACUUGUGGGCCCAGUCACGGGAUCAGUAUCGGAAGCCUAGGCGUGCACAACUCGCGCGCAUGCGUCUCAAACAUAACCGUGAAAAACAUAAUAAUACGAGACUCGGACAACGGUCUGAGGAUCAAGACGUGGCAAGGCGGGGCGGGGUCCGUUUCCGGGAUAUCGUUCGAGAAUAUCCAAAUGGAGAACGUCAGGAACAGCGUGAUAAUCGACCAGUACUACUGCCUGACAAAGGCGUGCAGGAACGAGACGUCAGCCGUUUACCUGACCGACGUGUCGUACAAGAACAUAAAGGGCACGUACGACGUGCGGAGCCCGCCGAUACACUUUGCGUGCAGCGACACGGUGGCGUGCACGAAUAUCACGAUGUCCGAGGUCGAGCUUUUGCCGUACGAGGGCGUUUUGGUCGACGACCCCUUUUGUUGGAAUGCUUAUGGUGUGCAGGAGACUCUCACUAUUCCUCCUAUUGAUUGUUUGCAGGAUGGAAUGCCUGAGUCAUUAGCUGAAAAUGUUGUUAGUACUGGAUGCUAAUUAAUUGAUAAUAAUACGAAUUAUUAAUUACUAAAUAUUAAUUUUUUUUUAAUUCCUUC